Molecule: messenger RNA, 4452 nt
Organism: Caenorhabditis auriculariae
Lineage: Eukaryota; Metazoa; Nematoda; Chromadorea; Rhabditida; Rhabditidae
Source: the annotation of a GenBank genome assembly
AUGGAUCCACAUCCCGUCAAAACUGAGGCUCCAUCGCCCAUUUCGACACCGAUCCAACCGUACCAAACAGAUGAAGAAAGAAACGUCACAUCCCAUGUUCAGGCUCCUCAAUAUUUCCAUGAGCGGCAGAGGCGAGACUCGUCCGUUUGGAUCCCCGCCGGAGGAAGACAUUGUCAGCUUCGCCAGGAGCCUCACUAACAGGAAGAAGCUGCUGAAAGACUGCUCGUCCAACCAGAUGAUGAUGAUCAACUUCAGUCCGGACGUUUUCAAAGUCACCACUGAGUUUACAGGUCAUUGGGAAUGAAGAGUUUGGGUAAAGUAGAAAGUUCCCUCAAAAAGUUCUUUCAAAAAAGAGGUUCUAAGGAUCACCAACGAUCUUUCCUUUGAUAAAAAGAUGCCGGAAACUUGAAAGAUUCCAGGGAAUUUGAAAAUAUGGCUGUGUGAAAGGAGCUCAAAAACUUUUUUCCAUCGUUUGGAGCUGUUAAGAAUUCUGGAGCUUCUUUCAAGUACUUCGAAAACCAUUUUUAGCUCUUUCUGAAAGACCUUGAAGGAAUUUUUCCGCUUUGCCUUUGAAGCUAGAAACAGUGAUCGAAAUUCGACAUAUAGAAAAAAAAACAUUAACUUCAAAAAAUAAGGAAGUUAAAAAAUCCUGAAUAGAAGAACAUUAAAACUUGUCAAAAUUCUAAUAUGUUUGACAAGACAAUCGAGCUUUUUCAUAGAUUUUUUUUUCAAUUUAAAAUUACAUUCACUGAAACCAAAAUUCGCGUGUCGCCUUAAGCACGGAAAUUUCUCGGCAACGUUCUUUUUUUUCAGGAACUGAAAUCGUUCAACUGUCCCCUGAGGUGAACAUCGGCCGACUGAAGCUCGAGUUCAAAACGUUGAGAACGGCGGUUUUCUCGGAUUUCGCCUGGCUGGCCGACGUUCGCAGCAAACAAUAUCGGCUCAGCGAUGGAUUCUAUCUUGUCAGUAGAACCGGAAUUGCUUUCUGAAAAUAUUUCCUACAGAAAGCUCUAUUUUAUAGCUUUUAAUGGAGCUUUGUGCAGUUUAUCAUGAAAAGUUUAGCUGACUUAAGCUACCUGGUUUAGUUCUCAUACUAAAUUUUGAAAUAUCUAGCGUACUUGGCGCAAUGCCUUUACUCUUAAAUAACAAUCACAUGGUCACAGUAUCGAAACCUCGCCAAAUAAAUUGUUUUAGAUAGUUUUUUGUCUUAAUAGUGGAUAUGAACACUUUUUUCAACCCAAAAAUGUUUUUUAUCAAAAAAAAAACCGAAGAAAUGCAGAAAACCAAAUUUUAGAACAAAGACGGCUAUCGGCGGCGAGCUGCAUUUAUUUUUCAUGACUGCUUCAUUCUCAAUUUUUUUUUAGAAACUAACAAGAUUAUUGUGAAUGUAUAACUUUUCGUUCUCAAGAAAGUUCCUAAAAUCUUUGGCUUUACGAGUUUUUUUAAUUUCUCAAUUAAUCGCAUCUACGUGAAAGUUCACCAACAACAAUAGUGAAAAAAGAAAAUGGCUUUUCAGUGCUCGGUUUUGCACCCCGUCGCACCAGCUCAUGUUAUCAUGGGGGCCGAAGUUCCUGCGAACACCCAAAUAAUGGAACAAAUCAACGACGAAAUACAGUAAAAUAACCUCAUCCUUAUUCUCUGACCUGCAAAAUUCCAGAAAAGUUCCUCUCUUACCUUUGGACGUCAAGAAAAUCGUUCCAGGCAUGGAAUGCAUCUACGCCUACGAGUCAGCCGGCUUCACCUAUCUCCGGGCUCUGAUCCUUGGAGGAGUCCGUUUUUCGAGAAAUUUCAACUCGACUGGAAAUUGUUUCGCGAAGAAAAAUUGAAAGAAAUGGAUCAUUUUGACAUUUUUAAAAAUUUAUACGGCAAUAGGAAGCAAAAAAAAAAAGAAGCUGACUAUUCACAAACUUUUUCGCUUUUUUUUCAAAAAAUCAAGUUUCAGAGCGAUUUGAGUUUGAAGUAAACUAAAAGUGCAAUUUUCUAGAAAACUCGAACAAAAAAAUAAUUAGAGAGCAUCAGCGUAUUCGGCCUUGAUUAGAGACAGAUUGAAAGUUUUGGCAAUGUAUCAAGUUUAAACAUUUUUUUCAAGCUCAGUUUUUUUUUACUUUACUGUUUUUGAGAAUACUGUUCUAACAUAUACAAAUGGAAAAUUAAAGUUGAUUUCGAAAAGAAUGGGAAUUUCAAAUUUCAAAUUACUUGCUAAAGUUUAACUUUUGCAUUUAUAUCAAAAAGGAUCACAGAAGAUUCUUAGAAAAUCCCUGAAUUUAUACCUCAAAAUUAAUCAUUCUCCUGCGUAUUUCAACCGAAUGAGUAUCACUGAACAAAAAAAUAAGCGAAAAAAAUAAUCUUAAAAAGUUUCUAGACGUAACUUCUGGAUUUUCCACAAGAAUAUUUAGCAGUUAGUUUUAAAAAACAAAAAUAAUAUCUUUUCGGCUUGAAAAAAAUUCAACUUCAGACGUCAAACGGCCAAGGCGCGAAGAUAAUUCUGGUCGAUCAUCAUACUUUUUAUGCUCUUGACGCGGAAUUUUCGUCCUUGCGCCAAAUGGCCCCGCAAUUCUCCCUCAAACGUUUAAAGACGCGAAUUUUCCUCGGACAAAUUCGUGGAGUCGACGGCGUCAAGCGGGUUUCAACUCUGCCUCGACAUUCCCUUGGACUGAAAUUUAUUGUUUCAGAAGCUCCAGGAUGAGGUGCAUGAAAAGAUCCUGAAGGAGAGAAACCAAGGCGAAGUCGUUUGCGCCGUUUUCGGAACCGAUGUUUGAUUGGAAUCGACAAGAAAAAUGUCUUGAAAUCUCGAUUUAGAAACCAAACGAAGUGAACCUCAUUGACUACGUCAUGAUGGAAAAUGGGGAGGACAAAGAUUGGAUCUCGAAAUAUCUUUUGGUGGGUUUGGGUGACAAAAAUGAGAAAGAAAUGCAAAGAGAAUAAUUCAGAGAGGCAGGAAAUUUAUUGAAAAAAAAAGCUGAAAAUGGCUUGAGUAUGAUUUUUAUUAAAAACCUUUAUUGAAAAUCCGUUUUUAGAUUUCCUGUUCGAAUAGUCAUAACUCUAAAUGUUUUCUUUUUCAUAAUUAUCCCCUUUGAGUGCUAACUUUACGGUGAGAAAUUGUUUUGGAAUUUUUUUAUGGAAUUUUUCAAGUUUCUGUGAAAAAAGUUUUUCAUUUUUCAAAAUUUUUGUCUUAAGAGUUCCGAUUCUGCGAACCCAGCCCCGAAACAUCCGGACUUCCUCAAUUUGACUUUGGCUCUGCAAGUCUGUGAUGUAAGAUAUCUUUUUCUUUUCAAUCGUUUUUUAGGAACUCAAUCUAGAAUACUCAUUUUUCAGAGGCUCCCUCAACCGGAUCGAUUUAGCAACCCAGAACUGGGUCAUUUUGAAGAACAAGGAGCGCACAAUCAAGUUAGAAAUAUGAUUCUGAGCAAAUUGAGAAUAACCACUUCUCUCAGGACCAAAUGGAAGUCUUCGAACAUGUUCCGUCUCCAGUCGAGGAGUCUCAGGUCGAAAUGAGAGACGCGGAAUCGUCUCCUGAGAGAAGUUGGUUUUUCAAAAGAAAUUAUCGCGUUAAACAAGAGUUUUGUGAAGCAAAUUAAACAUUACACUUUGAAAUCCUCGAGUUUUGCGCGUGGAAUUCUUGAAGACCCUUUGGUGUUGUUCAGUUACAUGAUAUUUCUUGCUUUUUCUUGCGCGCAAACCGUUUUAGGUCCGACGCUCUUUGAGUAUCUAAAUCUCACGAGAAUUCAUCAGUUUCGAAUAUAAAUGAGGAUAUAUAUAGGAAAAAGAACGAUUAUUUUUCAAGAUUUACAGGAGAAUGAUAUGAAAAUUUCCCAACUUUGGUCUCAUACCUUUAAAGGCUUUUCAUUCCAGUUUUCUAGUCGGGAAAAAUAGAAAAAUUCAGUUUUUUUCAAUUUCAAAAUUUUCAGUCGAAGUGGCCGAAGUUUCACAGCGGGAGACAACAUCGAAAAAUUCCGAAUUGCGCAUUCAACUCUUGACGUUCGUUUGAAAAACGUUUUAUUUUUACAUGGUUUCUGAAUUUCCAGUGAACUCGGCCUCGAAGCCAUCACCAGGAACAAUUUCGCCAGCUACCUUCGCUAUCAUGAGUCCAUCAUGGAGCAGGUAAAAAGCUGUCCUUUUGGUUGAAAAGUGGACAGGAAAUUUCAAAGAAAACGGGCAAAUUUUGAGAACUUAUUACAAAAAAAAAAUUGAAAAAAAGUUCAAGAAAAUGUAGAGAAUGUAGAGGGUCUAGAUUUUGGGAGUUUUCUUUUUUUGUCCUUUUUAUUUUGGUUGAAAUGAUCAAAGUUUUUGAAAUUUUACUUCACUUUUGUGGUGUGUCACCGUAAAUGUAGAUUUUCAGCUUUGAAAAUAAGAAGAAAAUGUUUGAAAGCGUUUUUUGAUGAUUCAUGAUUUUUUUCUACUUUUUUCUCAAUUCCUUAUUUUCAGUCGAGACUGGCUUAUUUUUCGCAAUGA